UUAUAACCUCGUGCUUACCUAAUUAAGAUUGAAUCUUCAUCCAUAAUCAGUUUUUACUGUUGAUCAUCAAGCUUCAUUUUCAAUCUAUUAAUAAUAUUAACCAUUUGAUGACAACAACAACAACAACAACAAUUAAUGUUUCUAUUUUGUAAUUAAAUAAUCAUUUCAAUUGCGAUACAUUUGAAAUCUUAACUAACCUGAUUUUCUGGUUACAAUUUGUUUCUACAGGUAAAUCAUCAGCUGAUCAGCUGAUCAAUUUUACUUUUUAUCAACAAAAAUCAAAAUUUUCCUAUUUCUGUGAUUAUUGUGAUUCUAUGGUGACUUUAUUCAUAAUUAUCUUCACAAUUAAAUUAAUUGCUUGGGUUUAGAUGGAUCUUGAUGAAUUUCUGAUUAAAUUAAAAUCAUCCAAUGAAUCAAAUAAACAUGGAAAUUUGAUUAAUUCACUUGAAAGAUUAUCCAGUUUAUGUGAAACCUUAACUCGAUUGGCACCUCAACAUGAUUGGAAAGAUUUACCUUAUAAUGGAUUUAGAAGUCUAAUCAAAUUGUGUAAUCUAUUUACAAUUAACGUUCUAAGAGUUAAAUGUAAUCCACUAAUUGUCAAUAAUGAUCAAGAAUCUUUGAUCAACACUAUCAAACUUUUAAUCGCAAUGACAGAGCGAGCAGUUGAUUAUCAUCGAGAUGGUCAAGAGCCGGACGAAGGUUUCAAAUGUGAUAAAGUAGUGAAAACUUUUCGUGACCUUAGGCAACAUUUUGACGAAAUCGAACCUUACCUUAAAUCGUAUUGGGCCGAUAAUGCGCUGUUCUGGAUGACCCCAGAUUCCCGUUGGGUACCAUAUUAUUUCUCGUUGGUCUACUCAUUGGUCCAUCGAUUUCCGAAAUCAUUGUUGGCCUCAGUUUCUAACACUGAGUACGCCAAUAUAAUGACCUUUUCAACCUGGAAGGCUACACUUUUUUUCCCGAUCAAUUUGGCAAAUUAUGUUGAUAACUUUAUAACUCGAACCUACAGUGGCCUCAGAUUCAUGGUAUCCGAUGUUGAGUAUCGUGAGUUUAUGGUACCAAGACAGUCAAAAUGGAUCAUAAAUGAUGAUGGAAGUCGAAUAUCAUCUUCACCGGAAGAUGAUGACAAAUUCAUGAGGGAAAAAAAAGAAACUGUUCUUUGUCAUCUGAUGCGAUAUAAACCUCAUCAACCCUCCGGCGAUGUUAUCAUUCAUGCUCAAGGCGGUGGAUUAGUUGUUGAUGCUCGACAAUUACACGAGGAGUACCUACGUGAUUGGGUACAACAAUUGGACGGUUCAACGAUAAUUAACAUUGCUUACAGUCGAUUCGUUAGGUAUCCGUUUGCCCUUCAAGAAAUUCUUGACGUUUUCCUUUGGUUAACCAGCGGCGAUGAUCAAGUUGAUAAAAUGAUUGGAUUUAAACCAAAACGGAUAAUCUGCCUUGGCGAUUCUGCCGGAGCUUAUCUGCUUUUCUCCUUGUGUUUGGUUGCUCGUGAUAUUCAAUUAAUCUCCCCAAUGGACAUAAAAACCUUCCCGAAAGCACUGGUCGCCUUUAGUCCGAUUCUUUCCUCAGCAAGUUCCAAAAUUUUCCCCUCCUUUCUACUCUCAUAUAUUGACCCUUUUCUCUGUCCAUCUUUACUACUCCAUUGUUUCUCACUAUAUGGAUCGGGUGUGAUCUUUGACUCCGAUUGUAUUGACCUGGAAAAUGUCAACACCAACUAUCAAUCGUCCAGUAAACCAAUCAACUGGUCAACUUGGUUAACCGAUAAAUAUACAAUGUCAACCUCGAGUUUUAAAAACUUUUAUAAUACCUGGUUAAAGAAGGGUAAAAGUUGGUACGAUUGUGAUAACGAAACAUUUGAAGAAAGGGUCAACCAAAUGGCCUCAAGAAUAACGAUUCCCUACAUAUCACCCGUGGUCUCAUAUGAUUUGGAGACAAUUAAAGAUUUAGAAUUAUAUUUAAUUUCAACUGAAUUUGAUCCACUUUUGGAUACCAAUAUUGAACUUGCCAAAAAAUGGAAAGGUAAACUGACCCUCGACGUGAUUGACCAAAUGGCCCACGGAUUUAGUGCCUAUUAUUCAUUAAGUAAUUCCUGUUACCAGGCAUCUAAAUUGUGCCUUCAAAGAUUAAAAGAAUCAGUUUCAUCAUGAACAAUUAUCUUCUUCUUAUUCUUGUAAACAUAUAAAUAAUAAAAAAUUUUGUAUUUUCAUUGAAAUUUCAUUUUUAAUUCCUGAAUAAUAAUAACCCAACAAGCACAA
Messenger RNA from Panonychus citri (citrus red mite), 2255 nucleotides. RefSeq lists its product as uncharacterized. Gene Ontology annotation, molecular function: triacylglycerol lipase activity; sterol ester esterase activity. Gene Ontology annotation, cellular component: cytosol. The transcript has a single exon. Gene Ontology annotation, biological process: triglyceride catabolic process. Bases 369 to 2147 code for a protein of 592 amino acids. NCBI's taxonomy places the organism in Eukaryota, Metazoa, Arthropoda, Arachnida, Trombidiformes, Tetranychidae. The record is from RefSeq and is a predicted model, not a curated record.